Aspergillus steynii IBT 23096 is the source of this 1170-nucleotide messenger RNA. RefSeq names its product SNG1 family protein. Gene Ontology annotation, cellular component: membrane. The record is from RefSeq and is a predicted model, not a curated record. NCBI's taxonomy places the organism in Eukaryota, Fungi, Ascomycota, Eurotiomycetes, Eurotiales, Aspergillaceae. The coding region runs from base 1 to 1170 and encodes 389 amino acids. The transcript has 2 exons.
AUGAUGCUCCCUGGACGGUUCUGGGUCGGCAUCGCUGGAGCAUUUAUCGCCCUGCAGCUUCUCUUCCUGGCCAACAUGUGCUAUAUCUACGGAACAGCGUUCCACGACUCGCAACGGUACAGCGCUAUGCACGUACUCUACGUGGACUACGACCAGGGGGCAAUUGGCCAGUCGGUGCUCGCCGCCUACAACACCAUGCAGAGCCCGGCAGUCGUCACUCUCGAGCAACAUCCUGUCAGCGAGUACCCGACGGAGCGGGAGAUUGAGCAAGCCCUGACGGCGGCAGUGCAGUCGCCCGAGGCGGCGCAGGCCUACGAUCGCUCGCAGGCGCUGCAGUACUACUGGAAAGGGACCAAAUACUCGGCCUACGCGACGGGCGUCUACUCGCAGUUGACGGAGCUGGUGCAAAUUACCGCAGCCGUGUACGCCCAGACGCACGGGGCAGGGCUGCUCGCAGCGGCAAGCAGCAGUAACCUCACCGACCCAGCCAUCGCAGCGACGCUCCUGCUUCCCGUCGGGGGAACAGCGGUGGACGUGGCGCCGACGGACCAAGGCGUGCGGUUCUACUACAACAACGUGUCCAUGGUGAUGCCGAUCAUCCAGCAGUUCUUCUUCAUCAUGGCGCUGAACAGUCUCUCCGCUCAAUUCGCCCUGGGAGACCGGCUCUCGACCCGCCAGCACCUCCUGCUGCGCAUAGCCCUCUCCCUCGUCUACAGCUUUGUCGGCGCCCUCGUCAUGACCGGCUACAUCUGGGCCUUCCGCGAGAGCUGGGCCCUGACCGGCGGACAGUUCGCCCUCAGCUGGAUGGCCAUCUGGCUCGUCAUGCACCUGCACUUCCUGUUCAUCGACUUCGUUGCCGCAUUCCUCCCUGCCGGUUUCCUGCCCUUCUUCGUGCUGACCUGGAUCAUCCUCAACGUCUCCAGCAGCAUCAUCCCCUUCGAGCUGUCGCCCGGCUUCUACCGCAUCGGCUACGCCUUCCCCGCCUACGAGCUGUACGAGGUUCUGCUGCAGAUCUGGACAGACGGAUGCAACCCGUAUCUCUACCGAGCGCUGCCGAUCCUCUGGUCGGAGUGGCUCGUCGCUUUGGGCCUGUUUUUUGUCGGUAUGCGACAUCGUGGCAAGACGGUCACUCGAGCGAGCGUCUUGGAUGACAAGAGUUCGCUCAGGUGA